AUGAAAUCUCACGGACAAACAACAAAAGCUACAGACAGACGAACAAUCAAAGCACACGGACAACCACCGACACCUACAGACAGACGAACAAUCAAAUCAAACGGACAAAACAUCACAAACAACAAACAAACGAACAAUCAAAUAUCACGGACAAACAACAAAAACUACAGACAGACGAACAAUCAAAGCACACGGACAAAACAUCAACACCUACAGACAGACGAACAAUCAAAGCACACGGAAAACCAUCAACACCUACAGACAGACGAACAAUCAAAGCACACGGACAAAACAUCAACACCUACAGACAGACGAACAAUCAAAUCAAACGGACAAAACAUCACAAACAACAGACAAACGAACAAUCAAAUAUCACGGACAAACAACAAAAACUACAGACAGACCAACAAUCAGAAGACACGGACAAAAAAAACAACAACUACAGACAGACGAACAAUCAAAGCACACGGAAAACCAUCAACACCUACAGACAGACGAACAAUCAAAUCAAAUGGGCAAAACAUCACAAACAACAGACAAACGAACAAUCAAAUAUCACGGACAAACAACAAAAACUACAGACAGACCAACAAUCAGAAGACACGGACAAAAAAAACAACAACUACAGACAGACGAACAAUCAAAUCUCACGGACAAACCAUCAACACCUACAGACAAACGCACAAUCAAAUCUCACAGACAAACCAUAAACACCUACAGACAGACGAACAAUCAAAUCUCACGGACAAACCAUCAACACCUACAGACAGAGGAACAAUCAAAUCUCACGGACAAACAAAAAAACCUAUAGACAGACGAACAAUCAAAGCACACGGACAAACCAUCAAAACCUACAGACAGACGAAAAAUCAAAGCACAUGGACAAACCACAAAAACUACAGACAGACGAACAAUCAAAGCACACGGACAAACCAUGAAAACCUACAGACAGACGAACAAUCAAAUCACACGGACAAACCACAAAACCUACAGACAGACGAACAAUCAAAUCUCAAGGACAAAACAUCAACAUCUACAGACAGACGAACAAUCAAAGCACACGGACAAACCAUCAAAACCUACAGACAGACGAACAAUCAAAGCACACGGACAAACAUUAAAAUAUCACGGACAAACCAUCAAAACCUACAGACAGACGAACAAUCAAAGCACACGGACAAACCAUCACAAACUACAGACAAACGAACAAUCAAAUCUCACGGACAAACAACAAAAACUACAGACAGACGAACAAUGAAAUCUCACGGAGAAACAACAAAAACUACAGACAGACGAACAAUCAGAAGACACGGACAAACCAUCAACACCUAUAGAAACUACAGACAGACGAACAAUCAAAUCUCUCGGACAAAACAUCAACACCUACAGAAACUACAGACAGACGAACAAUCAAAUCUCUCGGACAAACCAUAA
This is a messenger RNA of Mizuhopecten yessoensis (Yesso scallop), 1434 nucleotides long. RefSeq names its product protein kinase 4-like. The transcript has a single exon. NCBI's taxonomy places the organism in Eukaryota, Metazoa, Mollusca, Bivalvia, Pectinida, Pectinidae. The record is from RefSeq and is a predicted model, not a curated record. Bases 1 to 1434 code for a protein of 477 amino acids.